Endocarpon pusillum Z07020 is the source of this 2568-nucleotide messenger RNA. RefSeq lists its product as uncharacterized. The transcript has 4 exons. The record is from RefSeq and is a predicted model, not a curated record. Gene Ontology annotation, molecular function: oxidoreductase activity. Bases 1 to 2568 code for a protein of 855 amino acids. Lineage: Eukaryota; Fungi; Ascomycota; Eurotiomycetes; Verrucariales; Verrucariaceae.
AUGGAGAAUAAGACACUUCAAGGAUUCGUCCUCGAAGUUUACGCUUACUUGGCGCUAGUCUCAAAUAUCAUCCCUUACGGCAUCGUCCAAGAUCGAACGCUUCCACUGGACCCUUUCAUCACGUCCCUCAAGGGGCUCAAAGAGUGUGAAACCUUUGGAACCUUCUUCGGCUUUUGUCACUCCCUCUUCGAACUGAUACCCUCUAUAUCCGUGCUGGCAGCGAAACGCCUGGGAGAAGAGGAGCUAGGUAUGCGUUCGGAGGAAACAGUCAGCAUGUAUGAUGGCCUCUUGUCUCGCCUCGAGGAAUGGCGAUCUCCACCUCUAGAUCGAGAAAUGGCCGAGUGGAAAUCAGCACACAUUGCAACCGGGAAACUGUAUCGCCAUGCACUCUUCGCAUAUCUCAAAGCAGCCAUGUGCGGCUCGGUUGUUGACAACCCCAAAGUAAUCUACCAAAUACAACAACACAUUGAUGAGGCAUGGCCUCUUUUGAGUGAAGUUCAUGACUCGCCCUACGGAACUAUCAUGCUCUGGCCUCUUCUCAUUCUUGGGUCGUGUAUCGUGCGUGAGGAUCAACGCCACUCACUGCGGUACAAAUUACAAUCAACCGCUCAAUGGCGCAUGAGCCAGGUUAUACAAGCUCUCCGGCUCUUGAACUUGCUUUGGGAUAGCAACAAUCGGCACGCAUUUGGUCCUUGUAAUAUCACGGCUCCCAAGUUCGCCUCACACCCGGUCCAUCACUUCUUCGAUUCAUCCUCCCUGCCCGACCCCCAAUUCUACUCACAUGGUGUUUCGGUGCAUCCGGGGAGCCGCCUUGUCUUCACAUCUGGCCAGCUGGGACAGCGCAAAGAUGGCUCAUUCCCCGAAACCUACAAAGAUGAGGUCCAUCUAGCCUUCGACAACCUCAUUGCGGUCUUGAAAGCUGGCGGCGCCGACAUCCGCGACGUGACCAAGUUGACGUGGUACUGUGUCGAUUGGAACUUCGAGGAAGCUCAUAACCUCUUGGAACCUCUUAUGGAGUUUCUAACAGACUCUUAUGGCCUUCGUUCACGCCCAAUCACAACUCUGGUUCCUGUGCCAAAGUUGGCAAUUCCCGGAGCCCGAUUCGAGGUUGAGGCAGUGGCAGCUACUGAAGGAUUCACGCAAUCAUGGAGCGAUGGUGCAGGGAGAAUUGACCAUUAUGUUGCUCCCAUCAAGGCGGACGUUGUUGAUGUUGUCGGAGGCGGUUUCAGUGGACUUCAGGCGGCAUACGACGUUCAGAAAGCUGGCUUCCAAUGCAUGUUGCUCGAAGCAAAAUCUCGAAUUGGCGGAAGGAGCCACACUAUCCAGCUUGCCAGUGGCAAGGGGCUCGUGGAACUGGGUGCUACCUGGAUCAACAAGACAACGCAGCCUAAGGCCUAUGCCUUGACACAGAAGUUUGGUCUUGAUUGCGUUCCACAGUACGGGAUUGGGGACUCAAUUUGGCAGCAGACUGACGGUGUCAUCUGGAGAGUAGCCAGAGGAGAGGUCCCAAAGCCACCAAAUUCUGGCGAAUCCGAUAUGCACAGUUUGCUGGAGGCACUCGAGGUGGAGCAAUCUCGGGUCGACAUUAUUAACACCGGAUCAUAUCCCACCCCGUCAGACAUGUCUGUUGAAGAGUGGAUUCAGAGCAAAGGUUUUAGUAAAUUUACCCAAGACUUCAUGCGUCACAGCGUUGCAGCCCUUGUCGGUCGUGAAGCUAGGGAAGUCGGGCUUCAUUACAUCCUCGACUAUAUCAAGUCUGGGGGAGGCAUAUCGAGCCUAGCUUCCGAAGGCGAGCAUGGCACUUCGGCGAUUGCCACCGGCCUCGCUCGCUCAAUGAAGCUUGGUUCCAUCAUGCUCAACAGUCCCGUCACCCGCAUUGAACAACACGGUUCCUCAAGCACUGUCUACACCAGCAAUGGUCUGACCGUGCAGUGCUCCAAGGUCAUCCUCGCCAUCCCUACCAACGUCUACGACAAUAUCCAUUUCAUGCCUCCCCUAACACCCGCAAAACGCGCUAUUGUCGGUCGCACCAAGCCUGGGAUUUACGCCAAAUGCAUCCUCACUUACCGCACCCCCUGGUGGAAACAGAAGGACAUCGACUUAGUCGGCAGCUUCUUCUCCGUCAAUGGACCCAUUAACUUCAGUUGGGAAACUUCCGACGACGAGAAAUCCAACUACUCCCUUGCGCUAUUUGUGCAUGGUGACAGUGCAGCAAGAUGGCAUAAGCUGUCAAACCUCGGCCGCGAAGACGCAAUCGAGAAUCAUUUGGCAGAGCUGGUAGGACCAAAACAUGCAGACCUGGCGAGAGAUGUGGUAGAGAUCAAUUACAAGGAGUGGACUAAAGAGCCGUGGAUUGGCGGGGCGCCGACGAGCAUUAUGGGCCCAGGAGAUUUGAGCAAGUAUGGUGAAGCGCUGAGGGAGCCGCUUGGCUGUCUGCAUUUUGGCGGUGGGGAGACGGCAAGGGAAUGGAAGGGUUAUCUUGAGGGAGCGCUGCGGGCUGGAUCGAGGGCCGCGGAGGAGGUGAUUGAGAGCCUGAAAGAGAUGCCGAGCUCCAAAUUGAAGCUCUAA